UGAACGUCACACGUUGAGCCGCGCAUGGAAGUUCGUCACCGUCGCCGUUGGACCUGGUGGAGCUCUCGAGGUUCUGAUCGGUUCCAUUUUUGUUUGGGUUUAUAUCAAGACACCCAGCGACGGCCCCGAAAUCACGUAUCGGUAAACAAACACAUUGAGGAUUUUGUCGCCUUUCAAGACGAACGACGGGAACAUCUCAGUAAAGCGAAAGUUAAGAGUCGAGAUGAGUGUGGAGGCGUACGGGCCGAGCUCCCAAACCCUCACCUUCCUGGACACCGAGGAAACGGAGUUACUCGGAGCAGACACCCAGGGCUCCGAGUACGAUUUCACAGACUUUACCCUUCCAAGCCAGACACAAACCCAAGGCCAGACACAGAGCCAGCUGGACAGCCAGGUCAAUGGUCCUGAUGAGGGUCUCCUAAAUGGUGGUGUGGAUGACCCGGUGGCCAAAGCCAGCCAGCUGCUGGCCGAACUGAACUUUGAGGAAGAUGAAGAGGACACGUACUACACCAAAGACCUACCUGUGCACGCAUGCAGCUACUGUGGGAUCCACGAUCCAGCAUGUGUAGUUUACUGCAACACCAGCAAGAAAUGGUUCUGUAAUGGACGUGGCAACACAUCUGGCAGUCACAUUGUGAACCAUUUGGUAAGAGCCAAAUGUAAAGAGGUGACGCUGCAUAAAGAUGGACCACUGGGCGAGACAGUUCUGGAGUGUUACAAUUGCGGCUGCCGCAAUGUCUUCCUCCUGGGCUUCAUCCCAGCCAAGGCAGAUUCUGUGGUUGUGUUACUUUGCAGGCAGCCCUGUGCUAGCCAGAGCAGCCUGAAGGACAUCAACUGGGAUAGCUCGCAAUGGCAACCUCUGAUCCAGGAUCGCUGCUUUCUGUCCUGGCUGGUGAAGAUUCCGUCGGAACAGGAGCAGCUUCGGGCCCGUCAGAUCACUGCCCAGCAGAUCAACAAGCUUGAGGAGCUGUGGAAGGACAACCCAAGUGCCACCUUGGAAGACCUGGAGAAACCGGGAGUGGAUGAGGAGCCCCAGCAUGUGUUACUGCGGUACGAGGAUGCCUAUCAGUACCAAAAUAUCUUUGGCCCUUUGGUCAAACUUGAGGCAGACUACGACAAGAAACUUAAGGAGUCACAGACCCAAGACAAUAUAACAGUCAGGUGGGACCUGGGUCUGAAUAAAAAGCGGAUUGCCUAUUUCACACUACCCAAGACGGAUUCAGGUGAUAUGAGGCUGAUGCAGGGUGAUGAGAUUUGCUUGCGGUACAAGGGAGACCUGGCCCCGCUGUGGAAAGGCAUCGGCCAUGUCAUCAAAGUUCCUGACAACUAUGGUGAUGAAAUUGCCAUUGAGUUGCGCAGCAGUGUUGGAGCACCUGUUGAAAUCCCCCACAACUUCCAGGUGGACUUCGUGUGGAAGUCCACUUCCUUUGAUAGGAUGCAGAGUGCCCUCAAGACAUUUGCUGUAGAUGAAACCUCCGUGUCUGGAUACAUUUACCACAAACUGCUUGGCCAUGAGGUGGAGGAUGUCACCAUCAAGUGCCAGCUGCCAAAGCGCUUCACUGCCCAGGGCCUGCCUGACCUGAAUCACUCUCAGGUGUACGCUGUAAAGACGGUGCUGCAGAGGCCUCUCAGUCUGAUCCAGGGUCCUCCUGGCACCGGGAAGACUGUCACCUCUGCCACCAUCGUAUACCAUCUGUCUCGGCAAGGCAACGGACCAGUUCUGGUGUGUGCACCCAGUAACAUAGCUGUGGAUCAGCUGACUGAGAAGAUUGAUAAGACUGGCCUGAAGGUUGUUAGGCUUUGUGCCAAGAGCAGGGAGGCUAUCGAGUCACCAGUGUCCUUCCUGGCUCUGCACAACCAGAUCAGCAACAUGGACAGCAUGCCGGAGCUUCAGAAACUUCAGCAGCUGAAGGAUGAGACGGGUGAGCUGUCGUCUGCUGAUGAGAAACGCUACAGAGCUCUAAAGCGCACAGCAGAGAGGGAGCUGCUUAUGAAUGCUGAUGUUAUCUGCUGUACCUGUGUCGGAGCUGGAGAUCCGCGUCUGGCCAAGAUGCAGUUCCGCUCCAUCUUGAUCGACGAGAGCACCCAGGCCACUGAGCCAGAGUGUAUGGUGCCUGUUGUGCUUGGAGCCAAGCAGCUCAUUCUGGUUGGCGAUCACUGCCAGCUGGGUCCUGUUGUUAUGUGUAAGAAAGCCGCCAAAGCAGGUCUGUCCCAGUCUCUGUUUGAACGCCUGGUGGUCCUGGGGAUCCGGCCAAUCCGCCUGCAGGUCCAGUACCGCAUGCACCCAGCUCUCAGUGCCUUCCCCUCUAACAUCUUCUAUGAAGGAUCUCUGCAGAAUGGUGUCACUGCAGCUGACCGCAUCAAGAAGGGCUUCGACUUCCAGUGGCCGCAGCCAGACAAGCCCAUGUUCUUCUAUGUGACUCAGGGCCAGGAAGAGAUUGCUAGCUCUGGAACCUCCUACCUUAACAGAACGGAGGCUGCUAAUGUGGAGAAGAUCACCACUAGGCUGUUGAAGGCAGGAGCCAAACCUGACCAGAUUGGCAUCAUCACCCCAUAUGAGGGUCAGCGCUCAUACCUGGUCCAGUACAUGCAGUUCAGUGGCUCCCUGCACACCAAACUCUACCAGCAAGUGGAAAUUGCCAGUGUGGAUGCCUUCCAGGGCAGAGAGAAGGACUUCAUCAUCCUGUCUUGUGUCCGUGCUAAUGAGCACCAGGGCAUCGGCUUCCUAAAUGACCCCCGUCGUCUCAACGUGGCGCUGACCAGAGCAAAGUACGGUGUAAUCAUUGUGGGGAACCCCAAGGCCCUCUCUAAGCAGCCUCUGUGGAACAACCUGCUAAACAACUACAAGGAGCAGAAAGUACUGGUGGAGGGACCCCUCAACAAUCUGAGGGAGAGCCUCAUGCAGUUCAGCAAGCCCCGCAAGCUCGUCAACACCAUCAACCCUGGGGGACGUUUUAUGAGCACCGCAAUGUACGAUGCCCGUGAGGCCCUCAUCCCUGGCUCUGCCUAUGAUCGCAGCAAUACUGCAGGUCGUCCAUCCAACAUGUACUUCCAAACUCAUGACCAGAUUGGGAUGAUUGGGGCGGGCCCCGGUCACAUGGCUGCUAUGAAUAUUCCCAUCCCCUUCAACCUGGUGAUGCCACCGAUGCCGCCGCCCAGUUACCUGGGUCAGACCAACGGCCCUGCUACAGGUCGUGGAGCUAUGAAGGGUAAGCCUGGACGUGGUGGGCGGCAGAGAGUCCGGGGUCUAGGAAGCCAGGGUACCAGUCAGGGUAAUGGACCAAAUAGCCAGGCAAGCCAGGAUGGGGCCUCACAGUCCUUCUCCCAGGGGCCACUGACACAGGGCUACAUCUCCAUGAGCCAACCUUCUCAGAUGAGCCAGCCUGGCCUUUCUCAGCCGGAGCUGUCCCAGGACAGCUACCUGGGUGACGAGUUCAAGUCUCAAAUCGAUGUGGCUUUGUCCCAGGACUCGACUUACCAGGGUGAACGUGCAUACCAACAUGGUGGGGUGACUGGACUGUCACAGUAUUAGAGUGUUGCUUGAUGAAGGGAGCUAGGCUUAAGCUGAGCUUAGUUCAUCAGCUUUUUAAUCUGGGAAAUAAUAAAAACAUAAAAUGGAUACCUGUUUUCCUCUGCUACAACCGAAGCACCACCGAGUGAAAGCGACGGGAUAGCGAUACCAAACCAAUGACCAGCGAGAGAAAUAAAGAGGGUAGAAGAAGAGAGAGCACGAACGGACGGGCAACAGUGGCCAAGAGAACAAGCGAGAGGCAGGGACCGCUGCCCAUGAAAAGUGAAGGAGGGAAGUCAAGAAAAUGGCAGCAAGUGGUCGAGCUGCUGAGGGAAACAGAGGGGGAGAUAUCGAGGGUCUCAAGGGAAUCCAGAGGCUCUUCUCCCAACAAAAUAAUCCAGCCAACCCCUUCAACCCACAGACUCCAGCGUUGGAAGAAACGCAGUCUCGUGUUCAGAUGGGCAUCAGAGCUUUCCAGUUGAAUCUGAAGAACUUAUUCUCCAGACUUGCAGGGGCCAUGAUUACAGGAAGCCAUCGAUGAGAAACACGAAAUCCCAAUGUUAAAAAGCCCUCAGCCUUUAUCUUUUAAAUUUGGUUUGUUGUUGGAGGAGAGUGGCAACAACAAACUUCCAUCAGACCUGAAAAACCCUCAGCAGCCUCUGAAGGAAGCGGCAUCGACACACCCUCUGGGAGAGGAAGUGAAAACACGGUUUCUGUGCUUGAGUCUGGGAUUAAAGAGCCUUGAAUUGAAAUACCUUCUGUUUGUUUCAAGAACCACUGGCUCAAUCAAGACCUCUUCAACAAGGUGGUUUCAACCACAUGCCAGUGGUGGAGCAGCACAGGGAUUUCAGACUGUUUUUCAAGGCAUGACGUGCAAAUCCCACCGAUAUCGCGAUCUUCAUUGAACAGUUUUUUCUUCUCUGAAAUACCUUUCUUAUCACUGAGCACAAUAUUGCAAAAAAGUCAUUGAAACUAUCAAACAUGACCAGCAUUGAAUCUUCAACUCAGUGUCAUUUGAUGUUUCAGCAAAGGCUUUUCCUUAUUUUAAUCUUUGAAAGCGGGGGUUGUUGUCCCACAGUGCUUCAUGACCAGAUGUCUUUUUUUUUUUUUUAAUACUCUGUGUACGCUUCGAUUGGCAAAUGCUCAAAUGCUUUGCAUUGAUAGAUUCCUCAGGGGGGAUGUGAACUGUUCACAAUUGUCACACAAAUCCCUGCUCAAGGUGAAAGAAACAAAACACAAGGAAAAGAUGGCGGUAGUCGAGGCUCACAGGCGGUCGUGGCAAUCAAUCCACCACAGGUAAGGAGUGGAAAAGGAAGGUGGCUAAGGGAAAGAAGGAAGCAAGGAGUGUUUCCACGUCUGAAAAAUGAGUUCAAGUCAUUGCCAGGGUUAAAAAUUUCGAAGGAAAAGUGGCUUUUGACUGUUCAGGCCUAAGACCUGACCCCUUAUAAGGAAGGAGUGUCAGUUACACAGCAUUUGACAUUUUAUGAAUGAAUUUCUCACAGGAAAUGGACGUUACAGCUGUACUACCCAGUAACAGAAAUCCAUAAAUGGUAGGGGGGCAGAAAAGUUAAACUUUGAUGGAGCAGGCAUCUUAAAUUUUAACACCCUGUUAUCAGAAAAUCAGUAAAAAGAAUCUUUGUUUGCUGUGGACUCAUUUCUUUUGACACUGAAACCUCCAGUGAUCACCAGAGGUAAGGCCAUCAGGAGUGAUGAGAUGAUGGCGAGCAGAUAAAUGGAAAGUGAAGGAGAAACAAGUAUCAGUGCCUAUAACCAAUCACCUUCAGAUAAACAGCUGCAGCACAAGCAUGAAUGUAGUUCAAAUCAAACUACCAGCAUAAAAACCAACAUCCACACUAGAGGGCUCAAUAAACCCACAGAUAAACUAAGUGUGUAUUUUUUUAUCAGAACCAGGCGGGGUAAUUAUGAGGUCUCUGAGCUCAGCAGCAGGGUGGUUUCUCUAAGGAUGGGCGGAUGAAAAAGCCACCUUCCUUCUCUGUGGAGUCAAAUGGAGGCUGGUAGUUUUUUUUUUUUUUUCCUUCUGUGGACUUCUGAUUUGUGUAAAGCUGUUUAGCCUACAUAAUGUGUUCAUGUAGAGUUCCUUCUUGGACUCAUGGAUCUUUAGCCCUCUUGAGGAACUUUGUGAACCUUAGCUCAUCCAAACAUUGCUUCUUUUUUUUUUUAGAAGACCUGCUGCUUUUGUCAUUUUUGUUUAGUUGGAUGUUGUUUAGCCAUUUUGUGUAGACUUACUCAAACCUGUUAUUGUAGCAACUAGCUGACUACAGGAACGAGGCAGACGCCCUUUUUCUUUCUUCACGUUUCAUGUCUUCUCCAAAACUCUGAGGGAUUGUAGUUUUUUUAACUCUUCCAGGGAAGGUAUUUUCUGAUCACAGUAAGAAUGUACUUCACUGUUGUUUCUAUCCUUCUCAUUUCAGCCGUCAUUUGACAAUCAUGUUGCAAGUUCAUGUCGACAUGUUUAAUAUGACUUAGAGCUAGUUCUUUUUUGUUGACAUUGUGUGAAACGAUCACCCGGUUCCACUGAAGUCCUAACAUGUUAUAGCUUUAAAAACCUGCUGCCGUAAUAUUAUUGCUUUGGUGUUUUUCUUCCAUCUUUUGAGCCACAAUGAAUUUGAACAUGUGCAGUGAUCCUUGAAGAAGUGAUUCAGCUGUAGAUUAGUUGUUAAACAUUUGCAUCCAAACUAUUGAUUCUCUAUGUCAAAAAGCAGAGAUUAAAUUAACGGCCAAGAGAGAGCCAUGUGAUGUAAAUAAUUUGAAAUUGUCUUAUUUGCAGUGAAGUUUCAUCACAACAUGGUUGUUUCUUGUUAAACUGAAUCAAUAAAGGCUUUCAAUUUGAACAUA
Cheilinus undulatus (humphead wrasse) is the source of this 6367-nucleotide messenger RNA. Its product is annotated as regulator of nonsense transcripts 1. The record is from RefSeq and is a predicted model, not a curated record. Gene Ontology annotation, cellular component: cytoplasm. The transcript has 24 exons. Gene Ontology annotation, biological process: nuclear-transcribed mRNA catabolic process, nonsense-mediated decay. Lineage: Eukaryota; Metazoa; Chordata; Actinopteri; Labriformes; Labridae. Gene Ontology annotation, molecular function: ATP binding; RNA helicase activity; zinc ion binding. Bases 224 to 3532 code for a protein of 1102 amino acids.